AAACUCUUUGCGAAUUCGAUUUACAGACCUCUCUUUCGCGUCAUAUGUUGUUAUUGUAUCCUUCCGCUGCAGUCGUACUAGGAAAGAAUCCGAGCAAAACAGCUGUCUUGACCCGUGUGCCAUCGAAUUGUUACUUGAGGAAUCCCGGUCGGAUAUCUCAGAUCCACACCCUGUCAUUCGUUUGACAAUGAAGUUCCAAUACAAAGAGGAGCAUCCAUUUGAGAAGAGACGGUCCGAGGGCGAGAAAAUAAGGAAGAAGUAUCCGGACAGGGUGCCUGUAAGUAGCUAGCUAGGCUAACAUAGCCUAACUGUGUUUUUCUACUCAAUAGGGAAGCAUUUGGAUAUAAAAAAUAGUAUUGAGAUUAGUCAUCCCAAUUAGAUAACGGUAACGUGAUACCUGCUCAAGCCAGGUCAUGUUUGGUUUUGGUGAAUUUUCAUAACGACGCCAAAGCAGGGCAGCUGUAUUCGUUUACUAGCUAGCUAUCGCGUUAGCUUUUGUAUUUGGGUUGGCAACAACAAAUGGCUUCUUAUGGGCCUACCUUGUUCGUCGCAGUUUAGUAGACCAGUAAUAAUUCUAUUCAACAUUGAAUGGGAUUUUAUUUUUUACUAGUAAGCAAUCUGUCAACAUGUUUGAUGUUAAUACAUUGAGACAGACACAGUGUUUAAUAAGACAUAGGUAACUAGUUUAACAUCCUUAUAAAACAAUCGGAGAUAGUAGCUUAACUAACAACCAAGUUUAUGUGAAACAUUUACAGCUUAAGGGUGUUCCAAGUAGUUUGUGUUGAAAGAAGUGUACCCUAAAUAGCCUAGAGCUGGUGUCAAUAAGCAGUCCUUCGCAUUUGGCCCCUCUGUAGGUAGAUUGUUUACAGUCUACACCGUGUCCUCUCGUUCUGAAGCCCCCCCCCCCCCCCCUUUUACUUGUUAGAAUGUUUAGGGCAGAAAUGUCAUUAGAUUCCUCACUUCAUUCUCAAGGAUUGCGUAAGUACGAUUUGUUCUGUCAACAAACUUGAUGUUGUUCAGAACUUUGUUCUGAUAAUCCUCCCAGAACGAAAUAUAUUUUCCUCAUUUGUAAGGCCUAACUAUCCAAAUUAAAGAUGGUGUAAACCAGGGUUCUUCAAUUCCGGUACCUGGGAGGGCUGGAAAACUCUGUUUUUCAUCCUCUCCUUCUAAUCAGGGGGCUGAAGUUCAGACCUGGGACACCCAAGGGUGAGUGACAAUUAACUACCAGGUAGAAAUAAAAAACAGAAGUGUUUUCGGCCCUCCAGGACCGGAAUUGACGAAAACACCUGGGUAAAACGAUCUGUAAAAAUACUUGGUGCAGGUUUUAUGCACUGGCCUUAGAGCACAGGGAAGUAUUCUUUCUCUGUGAGAUUUGGUUUCAUUUCAACUCCCCACUCAAGAAUUCUGUCCUGUAGGUACUUGCUACUUGGCAGUGUAGAAAAACCAACUUGUCCACUAGACAUCAGCUUGACAUAGCAGUGUAAUCAAAAUGGAGAAGUAAGAAAUGAGCCCAAGCCAAUGGACCAUGGUUUCUGAAAAUCACCUCGCACCGUGAGGUAUUGCAGGUCUCAAAUAAAACAGUGCAUUUUCUCAGAUCCCCUUUUAAAUUGAAAUGGUGAACAAGAAGCUUUGAAUAGUUGCCAAGCGUACGAUACGAUUAUGAAUGUAAGAGUUAUUCAUGUAAAAAAGUAAGGCAAUUUUUUUGACACUGUCAACAAACUUCACAUUGUUGGAUACAUAGCCACACAAUAUUUAGGCCUAUACUGAAUGCUUUUCUUCUUUUUAUUUCAGGUAAUUGUGGAAAAAGCCCCCAAAGCAAGGAUAGGAGAUUUGGACAAGAAGAAAUACCUUGUGCCCUCCGACCUCACAGGUAACUUGAACUGUUAUAACAGUGCCACCCAUGUAUCACAAACGCAUACCAUUCUUUUCAGAACUGUAAUAGUUAAAUUCCUCUACUACAGUGGGCCAGUUCUACUUCCUCAUCCGAAAACGAAUCCACCUGCGGGCCGAGGACGCCCUAUUCUUCUUUGUAAACAACGUCAUUCCCCCCACCUCAGCCACAAUGGGCCUGCUAUACCAAGUAUUAUAUAUUUUUUUACACUCCCCUCUCUCACUUUUCUGCUGCUUGUUCCUAUGGGGAUUGGGAUGCAAUUCAGGGAAGCCUCCCCCUCCCUCUGUUUUGUCAACUCAUACCAACACCUCUUUAUCUCUCUCGCUCUCUUUCAGGAGCACCAUGAAGAGGACUUUUUCCUCUACAUUGCCUACAGUGAUGAGAGUGUCUAUGGAGACAACCAAACAGAAAUCUGAACCUCCUCCUUUCCUCAUCCAAGUCCUCUUCCCCAAACCUCACCCUAUAGCUAUAUCCAGCUCAGCAGCCUAGAGUUCCCAGAGCAAAGACGUCACUCCCCCUCGUGUUAUCCCUCCGUUUUUACAGCUUUAGUACUAUUCCUACAGUGUGAAUUUUAUUUGCCUCCAGGUCUUCGAGAUAGGGAUUUCGGUUGAAUGGUCCUGUAAGUCAGUUUUCGUAGUGCUUUGAUCAUGCUGAAACAGAUAGAGAAGAGAUGCCAUUUUGAAAUUACUGAUAGAAUUAGGCCAUGUUACCAGUUAUUCUAAAGAUACGGGGAAAAGAAAAGAGGUAGCCUUUGGAUCUACCGUGAUAGGUUAAAUUCUGCUCCAUUUGGCAAUUAAAAAAUGUGAUGUGUUUUAUUAAUGUAGCAGUGCUGGUAAGAUACUUUAAAGACUUAGUGUAUUUGACAUCUGACUGGAGUAGAAUAGAAUUCAAACUGAACAAUCAUCCUCCCUCUGCUUUCAGUGGUUAAAAAAUAUAUUAUUUUGAUUGAUUAUUGUUAUUAUUGUACCUAAUUUUUUGAUUUCUGAAAGGUAUUGUAAAGGUAAUUUUUUUAUGUUUUCUUUUUUAAAAGUUGGAACUCGUUAUACAGCUGCGUUACUGGCAUUCUCUCCACUCAUGAUCAUACAUGAUAAAAUGUGAUAAAAACCCAA
Coregonus sp. 'balchen' is the source of this 3000-nucleotide messenger RNA. Lineage: Eukaryota; Metazoa; Chordata; Actinopteri; Salmoniformes; Salmonidae. The record is from the annotation of a GenBank genome assembly.